Molecule: messenger RNA, 1105 nt
Organism: Ruditapes philippinarum (Manila clam)
Lineage: Eukaryota; Metazoa; Mollusca; Bivalvia; Venerida; Veneridae
Exons: 2
Coding region: 65-766 (233 amino acids)
Source: RefSeq, a predicted model, not a curated record
CGCAAAACAACUUGCUUAGUACAAGUAUAAAUUUGUUUGAGAAACAACAAUCUUUAAGGGCGAGAUGAGUCUGACAGACAAGGGUGUAAAGAAGGGUAGGCUGUACUCAUGUAUACAUUGUGAGAAGGCUGGCAAGUCGUAUCGAGAGGCGAGGUACAGAGUUGUGGGGCACAUAUUGAAGCACCAUUUGUCCUUGGACCAGACACCCUUUUAUUGUAGUCUGUGUAUGUUCCGGUGCUUGACAGCAGAUGCUCUCCAGAAGCAUGUCACAGGGUAUAAGAGGCAUCUACUUAUGGCUGAGGGUGAGCAGGUUAACAACAGUAACUUUUUAGUGCAAAAUAAGUUGGCGAGACCUAUCUGUGAAGGCACUGACUACCGGCAACUGAGCCUCAGGGAGCAGUUCUCAUCUUCGACGUCUGCUGAAGAUCCACUUAACAGAACAGACGAGUUCUUAUUAAACGACUUUGAUGCUCUUGAUGAACAAGUUCAGGCUGAAUUUCAGUCAUCAGCAGUCAAUCGUGACAUUGUGAACAACUCAACCAGUGGUCAAAGUUUUAACCAGGUCGGUGCUCAGGGUCUUAUCAACGUACAAGUGACGCCUGACGUUCUCGCUCAACUGAUGCAGCAGAAGCAAGUCAACCAACCACAACAGGCUCAAACACAGGUGAACCAAGGCAAUCAGAUGUUCGUACCCCCACCACCAAUUCAACGACAAUUGCAGGUACCUCUGGCUCCACACACACUCAAACGUCUGGUUCACUUUUGAACAUGUUACAACAAGUACCAGGUCAGUCAACUUACAACAAUCAUAACAACAACUCUUCAAGCAGUACACCACUUUUGGAUGAAUUACGUAACACGGUCAUUUCUUUUCCAACACCAGACAGAACCACUACCAAGCAGAGAAAACAGACACCGAAAUCAUCAAAGCUAAAUACACCAAAGGGAAGCCCACCUGAAGAUAUCAUGAACCAGCUUUUAGGGGACCUACCAGACUCACCUGCGUUUUCCGCAUUAGAAUCUGGCCAGAUGGGUAAACAAAACCAAGUCUCAGCCAUGUAUGUGCGUACAAAGUCUGUACAAACUGAACCUGUGCAAGAGCCAG